UGAACGCAGCCUAUGUACCAAUGGCAAUGUUACCUCCUGAUCCAAUAUACGUUUUUCGGAGUGAUAUGGGCAGUGUCCAUACUAUUCUUUUUGAAGUAACUUCCAAUAUAGAACAUCUGUAUGCGGGUACUGCAACUGGCAAUGUUCAUAUUUGGGAUUUAAAAACAAAUCGAGAAAAAGGUCAGAUCAAAUCAGGACAGGAGUGUUGUAUAAGUUUGCAAAGCUUAGAUAAAGAAGAUUUAUUUGUACAACAUAAAUAUGGUUUGAUAAAGGCAUAUAAAAAAUGUGAAUCACAGUGGAACGAGUACAAGUCAAUUGUUGUAGACUUUUAUCAUUAUUGCAGGUUUCAAACACUUUCUCAGAAAGAACUGUUAGUACCACUUAAGGAAUCCAAAGUUGGAAUAUUAUCUACCGAUACAUUUAAUGUGGAACUGCAACUGAGUCCAAUAAAUUUUGAAAAUUUAGGAGAAGUAAUGGUAAUGAAAUCAUUGACAAAUAAAAAUUUGGUUUUAGUUGGCUAUGAAUGUGGUAAGUUAAUUCUAUGGGAUGUUAGGCAAAGAAAGACUUUAAAUUAUUUAACAAUAGAGCCAUAUCCAAUGGCUUUGGACUUUGAUAGUACUUUAAUGAAAGGAAUUAUUGCUGGCCCUUCUGAUCAGUUACAGGUAUUCACUUUAUUAGACAAUCAUAUAUUGUGUGAUCAAACUAAAAUUACGUUAACAAAUUCUGGUACUUCUGUGAUCACUAUUAGACCUGAUAUUAAGAUUGUAGCAAUUGGAGGAUGGGACAACCGUGUUAGAAUAUAUGCGUGGAAAAAUUUAAAACCAUUAGCUGUUUUAAAUCAGCAUAGAGAUACUGUACAAGAUAUUGCGUAUUCUUUAAAUACGGUAAAAACAUAUGAUGAUAAAUGUUUAAUGGCUACAGCUGCAAAAGAUGGAUACAUUGCAUUAUGGAACAUUUAUAACUGAAUUUACAUGACAUAUAACUAAUUAAACUAAGAUUGUAGGGAAUGUAAGCAA
Messenger RNA from Dufourea novaeangliae, 1016 nucleotides. Its product is annotated as guanine nucleotide-binding protein subunit beta-like protein 1. The transcript is spliced from 4 exons. NCBI's taxonomy places the organism in Eukaryota, Metazoa, Arthropoda, Insecta, Hymenoptera, Halictidae. Gene Ontology annotation, molecular function: protein binding. Bases 21 to 965 code for a protein of 314 amino acids. The record is from RefSeq and is a predicted model, not a curated record.